Messenger RNA from Callorhinchus milii (elephant shark), 2748 nucleotides. RefSeq names its product diphosphoinositol polyphosphate phosphohydrolase 1. Gene Ontology annotation, cellular component: nucleus; cytoplasm. The record is from RefSeq and is a predicted model, not a curated record. Lineage: Eukaryota; Metazoa; Chordata; Chondrichthyes; Chimaeriformes; Callorhinchidae. Gene Ontology annotation, molecular function: bis(5'-adenosyl)-pentaphosphatase activity; diphosphoinositol-polyphosphate diphosphatase activity; endopolyphosphatase activity. Bases 55 to 594 code for a protein of 179 amino acids. The transcript has 5 exons. Gene Ontology annotation, biological process: diadenosine pentaphosphate catabolic process; diadenosine hexaphosphate catabolic process; diphosphoinositol polyphosphate metabolic process.
CCGCCGCCACCACCACCACCAACAAAAAAAAAUCCUCUCUCCUCCUCUCUCUAAAUGAUGAAAAUAAAGCAGAACCAGACCCGGACUUACGAUGGAGACGGUUACAAGAAGCGAGCGGCCUGUUUGUGCUUCAAGGACGAGAGGGAGGAGGAGGUUCUAUUGGUUAGUAGCAGUCGGUACCCAGACAAAUGGAUUGUGCCAGGAGGUGGCAUGGAGCCUGAGGAGGAACCAAGUGUGGCAGCAGCCCGAGAAGUCUGUGAAGAAGCUGGCGUAAAAGGGACAUUAGGAAGAUUAGUAGGCAAGUUUGAAAAUCAAGAACGGAAGCACAGAACCUAUGUGUAUGUUUUGAUUGUAACCGAAGUGUUAGAAGACUGGGAGGAUUCUGUUAAUAUUGGGAGAAAAAGGGAAUGGUUUAAAAUAGAUGAUGCCAUUAAAGUUCUUCAGUGUCAUAAACCUGUACAGGCCUCCUAUUUUGAAACCUUCCAACAAGGUUAUAUGGCAAAUAACGGGACUCCUGUUGUUGCAACAUUAUCCGAAGAGAAGGCCUCAACAUACGCAGUCUCCAAUCAGAGUUCAGUGUCCAACAUUAGAUGACUGAGAGGCGCUCCACAGUAACUGACUCAUUGUACAUUGAGUCCCAAAGGCAUGGACUUGAAAAGUUUCAGUGAAAGAAUGUUUGAUCUGGUUUGAUUGCUAAUAUACAUUGUACAUGUAUAAAUAAAUUUUGCAUGAAGAUCUGCGCAUUGUUGAUAACAAUACUUUAUAUUGUGAUGUAAAAUAUAGUGCUGAAGAUCAAAGCCAUAACUAGUGAAGGUUUUUUGGUUAGAUAUUGUAUAUUUUUGAUAGGAUUGUGAAAUAAAGGUGCCACUGUUGCAGCCAGUUAAUGUCCCUCAGGUAUUCUGUCCAUUGGAAUUCCUUUUUGUCAGGUGAUUUGGAGUUCAACUGAGGGAUAUUCGUUGGGUGCUAAAUGGGUAUUACUUUUAGUUCUGCAUUUUUUUAUAUAUAGCUUUUGUAAAUUUUUUGCCAGCUUUAUUAUCAGCUGCGCUACUUCUGUUUACGUAAAGAAAGGAGACUAUGAAACAGUUGAUCACUGAUUUGUACUGCUUUGUGGAAUAACCUUCAAGACACAUUUCAACACAACACUUUUGUGAGCUUGUACACAAUUUGUUCAGUAAAGCCUUCAAAGCAUUUUCAUCCCUGUAAGACUUCUUCAAGCCAGCCAUGUAUGUUGGGUCUUAUUUUCUGUGGAGCAUUCGUUUUUAUAUAUCUCAGUUUAGCGGUACCUAUUUGUACCUUUCAGCUUCAUUCUCCUGAUCUGCUUCCCCCCUCCCCCCCCCCCCCCCCCAAUUUGUACGACACACUGGAAUGUUAAUGGAUGUUAUCAGGCAGUUGUUUGCUGGUAAUUUGAGAUCUUAACUGAGCUUGAGAAUUUGGCAUUUCCUGAUUAUGUUUUGGUUUUUCUUGCAGUGUGAAACGACACUGUUUAUUGCUUGAGCACUUAAACUGCAACUCAGCUUUCAAAUUCCAGCUCCAGACUUGUAAAAUGUCGAACCAAGAGUAUUGUGUACAGUACAUCCUCCUUAAUUUUUUUAACAAUUCUUGGUUCACUUUUUUUACUGUGAAACAUGAGUACAGUAACAUUUCUUUUGAAAUAAGUGCUAUGUGUUGAUCAUUCAAAAUAACUCUUAACCUACCAUACGAUAGAUUUUGUGUUUAGGCAAUGAAUACAGAUCUCUGAAAUCCCUUUUCGAAUUACAGUAGAAUAAUGUCUCGGACAUAUCCAAUCUGCUGUCUAAUUGAACAGAUUGUUCCUCAGAAGAGGAGGGAGCAUUGCAUGGGGAAAACCAUCUGUUGUCAACUUAGGGAUAGAAUUAACCUUUUAUGCUGGUGAAUCAGAUCUGCUCAGCACAUCCUCUUAUGUAGCUGACUCAGAGUUUAAAAACAAUGCAAGUAAAUUUUCAUUGAUGCAGAAUUGUGGAAUAUUAACAUCUGUUAGUAACAUGGUAAGUUUUCAAUUUUCCAACUUUGAUCGCUACAUUUUUAAGAUGUGCUGGAACAGGAUUUUCAGUCUUGAGGUACUGUUUUGUGUAGGUGAAGCAAUUAAUCUUUUUUUAAAAAAAACAUAACCGUAGUGGAAAAAAGCAGGUAUAGUAUCAGCAAACUGAGUUGUCACUAAAGCGUUACGUAAAGUGGUAUUCUAUUCUCUAGUGAUUUUUUUUUAAUUGUGACUGCAAUUGUCAGUUUACCUGUUGUGUACACCGGAAAGAUGUGUAGACAUUCUACUAAUGUGAUUUUGUUUUAAAAAAUGAAGUUUCAGUCACAAGAUAAAAUUGGCUCUUAAAGUAUUAAAUGCUUUGUAUUUCUGAGAAGCAUAUCCGAAAAUCUUGUUAUGUAAAAAGUGAAACCAAUGAAAUUCGAUUAUGACCACUUAAAUGUUUUCAUCUGCUACUUGCAAUUAAUGAAUUGUAUAUACACUUGUCAUUUUGGGGUCUUUCCUGUGUAAAGCCUUAGAUGGAGGAGAUAAGUGCAGGUUUUUACAAUGGUCAGCGUUGGGAAGAGUAUGAGAUGUAUUCUACCCUUUACAUUUUAACGCCACCUUUAUACCUGUACUUUACCUGGAGAGAUACUGUCACUGGAAGUGUCUUGUUUUAUUCGACUUGAGUGUGAUGCACAUGUGAAGCAAGGGACUGAAGAUUGUAAUAUACCUGUGCCAACAAAUAAAAAUUCACCAGUAUUUCAGAAACCAAA